Molecule: messenger RNA, 4632 nt
Organism: Ficedula albicollis (Collared flycatcher)
Lineage: Eukaryota; Metazoa; Chordata; Aves; Passeriformes; Muscicapidae
Exons: 2
Source: RefSeq, a predicted model, not a curated record
UGCGAACUGGUUCUAACUGGGCUUUGCUGGUGCAGAAGGAGGAGCGCUGCAAGCGGCACCGGCAGCGGGCGCGGCACUGGGAGCGCUCUGGGUGGUUACUGGGGGUCACUGGGAGGUCUCUGGGCUAUGAGUGGUGGUUACUGGGGGUCACUGGGAGGUCACUGGUGCGAACUGGUUCUAACUGGGCUUUGCUGGUGCAGAAGGAGGAGCGCUGCAAGCGGCACCGGCAGCGGGCGCGGCACUGGGAGCGCUCUGGGUGGUUACUGGGGGUCACUGGGAGGUCACUGGUGCGAACUGGUUCUAACUGGGCUUUGCUGGUGCAGAAGGAGGAGCGCUGCAAGCGGCACCGGCAGCGGGCGCGGCACUGGGAGCGCUCUGGGUGGUUACUGGGGGUCACUGGGAGGUCACUGGUGCGAACUGGUUCUAACUGGGCUUUGCUGGUGCAGAAGGAGGAGCGCUGCAAGCGGCACCGGCAGCGGGCGCGGCACUGGGAGCGCUCUGGGUGGUUACUGGGGGUCACUGGGAGGUCACUGGUGCGAACUGGUUCUAACUGGGCUUUGCUGGUGCAGAAGGAGGAGCGCUGCAAGCGGCACCGGCAGCGGGCGCGGCACUGGGAGCGCUCUGGGUGGUUACUGGGGGUCACUGGGAGGUCACUGGUGCGAACUGGUUCUAACUGGGCUUUGCUGGUGCAGAAGGAGGAGCGCUGCAAGCGGCACCGGCAGCGGGCGCGGCACUGGGAGCGCUCUGGGUGGUUACUGGGGGUCACUGGGAGGUCACUGGUGCGAACUGGUUCUAACUGGGCUUUGCUGGUGCAGAAGGAGGAGCGCUGCAAGCGGCACCGGCAGCGGGCGCGGCACUGGGAGCGCUCUGGGUGGUUACUGGGGGUCACUGGGAGGUCACUGGUGCGAACUGGUUCUAACUGGGCUUUGCUGGUGCAGAAGGAGGAGCGCUGCAAGCGGCACCGGCAGCGGGCGCGGCACUGGGAGCGCUCUGGGUGGUUACUGGGGGUCACUGGGAGGUCACUGGUGCGAACUGGUUCUAACUGGGCUUUGCUGGUGCAGAAGGAGGAGCGCUGCAAGCGGCACCGGCAGCGGGCGCGGCACUGGGAGCGCUCUGGGUGGUUACUGGGGGUCACUGGGAGGUCACUGGUGCGAACUGGUUCUAACUGGGCUUUGCUGGUGCAGAAGGAGGAGCGCUGCAAGCGGCACCGGCAGCGGGCGCGGCACUGGGAGCGCUCUGGGUGGUUACUGGGGGUCACUGGGAGGUCACUGGUGCGAACUGGUUCUAACUGGGCUUUGCUGGUGCAGAAGGAGGAGCGCUGCAAGCGGCACCGGCAGCGGGCGCGGCACUGGGAGCGCUCUGGGUGGUUACUGGGGGUCACUGGGAGGUCACUGGUGCGAACUGGUUCUAACUGGGCUUUGCUGGUGCAGAAGGAGGAGCGCUGCAAGCGGCACCGGCAGCGGGCGCGGCACUGGGAGCGCUCUGGGUGGUUACUGGGGGUCACUGGGAGGUCACUGGUGCGAACUGGUUCUAACUGGGCUUUGCUGGUGCAGAAGGAGGAGCGCUGCAAGCGGCACCGGCAGCGGGCGCGGCACUGGGAGCGCUCUGGGUGGUUACUGGGGGUCACUGGGAGGUCACUGGUGCGAACUGGUUCUAACUGGGCUUUGCUGGUGCAGAAGGAGGAGCGCUGCAAGCGGCACCGGCAGCGGGCGCGGCACUGGGAGCGCUCUGGGUGGUUACUGGGGGUCACUGGGAGGUCACUGGUGCGAACUGGUUCUAACUGGGCUUUGCUGGUGCAGAAGGAGGAGCGCUGCAAGCGGCACCGGCAGCGGGCGCGGCACUGGGAGCGCUCUGGGUGGUUACUGGGGGUCACUGGGAGGUCACUGGUGCGAACUGGUUCUAACUGGGCUUUGCUGGUGCAGAAGGAGGAGCGCUGCAAGCGGCACCGGCAGCGGGCGCGGCACUGGGAGCGCUCUGGGUGGUUACUGGGGGUCACUGGGAGGUCACUGGUGCGAACUGGUUCUAACUGGGCUUUGCUGGUGCAGAAGGAGGAGCGCUGCAAGCGGCACCGGCAGCGGGCGCGGCACUGGGAGCGCUCUGGGUGGUUACUGGGGGUCACUGGGAGGUCACUGGUGCGAACUGGUUCUAACUGGGCUUUGCUGGUGCAGAAGGAGGAGCGCUGCAAGCGGCACCGGCAGCGGGCGCGGCACUGGGAGCGCUCUGGGUGGUUACUGGGGGUCACUGGGAGGUCACUGGUGCGAACUGGUUCUAACUGGGCUUUGCUGGUGCAGAAGGAGGAGCGCUGCAAGCGGCACCGGCAGCGGGCGCGGCACUGGGAGCGCUCUGGGUGGUUACUGGGGGUCACUGGGAGGUCACUGGUGCGAACUGGUUCUAACUGGGCUUUGCUGGUGCAGAAGGAGGAGCGCUGCAAGCGGCACCGGCAGCGGGCGCGGCACUGGGAGCGCUCUGGGUGGUUACUGGGGGUCACUGGGAGGUCACUGGUGCGAACUGGUUCUAACUGGGCUUUGCUGGUGCAGAAGGAGGAGCGCUGCAAGCGGCACCGGCAGCGGGCGCGGCACUGGGAGCGCUCUGGGUGGUUACUGGGGGUCACUGGGAGGUCACUGGUGCGAACUGGUUCUAACUGGGCUUUGCUGGUGCAGAAGGAGGAGCGCUGCAAGCGGCACCGGCAGCGGGCGCGGCACUGGGAGCGCUCUGGGUGGUUACUGGGGGUCACUGGGAGGUCACUGGUGCGAACUGGUUCUAACUGGGCUUUGCUGGUGCAGAAGGAGGAGCGCUGCAAGCGGCACCGGCAGCGGGCGCGGCACUGGGAGCGCUCUGGGUGGUUACUGGGGGUCACUGGGAGGUCACUGGUGCGAACUGGUUCUAACUGGGCUUUGCUGGUGCAGAAGGAGGAGCGCUGCAAGCGGCACCGGCAGCGGGCGCGGCACUGGGAGCGCUCUGGGUGGUUACUGGGGGUCACUGGGAGGUCACUGGUGCGAACUGGUUCUAACUGGGCUUUGCUGGUGCAGAAGGAGGAGCGCUGCAAGCGGCACCGGCAGCGGGCGCGGCACUGGGAGCGCUCUGGGUGGUUACUGGGGGUCACUGGGAGGUCACUGGUGCGAACUGGUUCUAACUGGGCUUUGCUGGUGCAGAAGGAGGAGCGCUGCAAGCGGCACCGGCAGCGGGCGCGGCACUGGGAGCGCUCUGGGUGGUUACUGGGGGUCACUGGGAGGUCACUGGUGCGAACUGGUUCUAACUGGGCUUUGCUGGUGCAGAAGGAGGAGCGCUGCAAGCGGCACCGGCAGCGGGCGCGGCACUGGGAGCGCUCUGGGUGGUUACUGGGGGUCACUGGGAGGUCACUGGUGCGAACUGGUUCUAACUGGGCUUUGCUGGUGCAGAAGGAGGAGCGCUGCAAGCGGCACCGGCAGCGGGCGCGGCACUGGGAGCGCUCUGGGUGGUUACUGGGGGUCACUGGGAGGUCACUGGUGCGAACUGGUUCUAACUGGGCUUUGCUGGUGCAGAAGGAGGAGCGCUGCAAGCGGCACCGGCAGCGGGCGCGGCACUGGGAGCGCUCUGGGUGGUUACUGGGGGUCACUGGGAGGUCACUGGUGCGAACUGGUUCUAACUGGGCUUUGCUGGUGCAGAAGGAGGAGCGCUGCAAGCGGCACCGGCAGCGGGCGCGGCACUGGGAGCGCUCUGGGUGGUUACUGGGGGUCACUGGGAGGUCACUGGUGCGAACUGGUUCUAACUGGGCUUUGCUGGUGCAGAAGGAGGAGCGCUGCAAGCGGCACCGGCAGCGGGCGCGGCACUGGGAGCGCUCUGGGUGGUUACUGGGGGUCACUGGGAGGUCACUGGUGCGAACUGGUUCUAACUGGGCUUUGCUGGUGCAGAAGGAGGAGCGCUGCAAGCGGCACCGGCAGCGGGCGCGGCACUGGGAGCGCUCUGGGUGGUUACUGGGGGUCACUGGGAGGUCACUGGUGCGAACUGGUUCUAACUGGGCUUUGCUGGUGCAGAAGGAGGAGCGCUGCAAGCGGCACCGGCAGCGGGCGCGGCACUGGGAGCGCUCUGGGUGGUUACUGGGGGUCACUGGGAGGUCACUGGUGCGAACUGGUUCUAACUGGGCUUUGCUGGUGCAGAAGGAGGAGCGCUGCAAGCGGCACCGGCAGCGGGCGCGGCACUGGGAGCGCUCUGGGUGGUUACUGGGGGUCACUGGGAGGUCACUGGUGCGAACUGGUUCUAACUGGGCUUUGCUGGUGCAGAAGGAGGAGCGCUGCAAGCGGCACCGGCAGCGGGCGCGGCACUGGGAGCGCUCUGGGUGGUUACUGGGGGUCACUGGGAGGUCACUGGUGCGAACUGGUUCUAACUGGGCUUUGCUGGUGCAGAAGGAGGAGCGCUGCAAGCGGCACCGGCAGCGGGCGCGGCACUGGGAGCGCUCUGGGUGGUUACUGGGGGUCACUGGGAGGUCACUGGUGCGAACUGGUUCUAACUGGGCUUUGCUGGUGCAGAAGGAGGAGCGCUGCAAGCGGCACCGGCAGCGGGCGCGGCACUGGGAGCGCUCUGGGUGGUUACUGGGGGUCACUGGGAGGUCGGUAUCUGGGAGAGCUACUGGGAGUUACUGGGACACUCCGAGAG